Podarcis muralis (Common wall lizard) is the source of this 3407-nucleotide messenger RNA. The record is from RefSeq and is a predicted model, not a curated record. NCBI's taxonomy places the organism in Eukaryota, Metazoa, Chordata, Lepidosauria, Squamata, Lacertidae.
UUUUCUUUUUUUACUUCCUUUUGCAGCGCGCGCACACACAAAAAAACCCCAGCUCUGGUAGCGAAAGGAUUUUGGUUUUAGCCUAAAAUACCCCCUCUUCCUUUUCUGUUAUGCUCUCCGUACAGGGUUCAGUCAAGUUUUGCAAAGCCAAAAGAAGAUGAGAUCACGCCCUGCCUCUGCGGAGAAGGUGUCUUGACAACCGUUUGUGUGAGGGGAGUGCGAGAAAUUGCAGAUUUAAGAAAACCAGUAAAAAAGAGAGAGAGAGAAGCAAGGGAGGCGAGUGGGGAAAUGGAGUUGCCAGAGUCUCCAGAAAAAUGCACAGAGAGUGAAAUCGGCGGUUGUCUUCCCAAAGAUUCUCCGCCCUUGAGUCAGCAAGGAGAAAACGAGCCCAAAAACUUCAUCAGGGGUAUCAGAGAAGCGCUGAGCUUCAGGGGAAACGCAUCGAAACUGGCCAAAGAGAAACUGGCUGAAGCUAAAAUGGAUGGAGAUAAAACAGAAAUAAGCGGGAGGAAUGGUAAAUUGGAAGUGCCAUCACAGCCGGAGUCUCCAGCGAAAAGUGAGGAGAGUGAAGGUGCACACUGUCCUCCCGAAGACUGUCCAUCCUUGCAUAAACAAGGAGAAAACGAGCCAAGAAACUUCAUCAGGGGUAUCAGAGAAAUGCUGAGCACCAGGAAAAGAAAGUCUCAAAGUCUCAAAGAGCAAUUAAGUGAUACUAACACGGAUGGGCUUAGAACAGAAACAAGAGAGACUGAUGGGGAAAUGGAGCCAGCGGCAGAACCAAAGUCUCCUGCAAAACACAUGGACGGUGAAGAGGCAUCGAAAUCUGCCAAAGAGAAAUCUACUGAAGUCAACAUGGGUGAAGAUAAGGCAGAAAUAAGGGAGGCAGACGGGGAAAUGGAGCCGCCAUCAGAGUCAAAAUCUCUGGCAAAACAUACGGAGGGGAGUGAAGAUGGCAAGCGCCUUCCCAAAGAAAAGGAGCCCCAAAACAUCAAUAAGAUGAUAAGAAUGAGCUUGAGGAAAGGUAGAUCAAAAUCUCUCAAAGAGAAAUCGGUUGAACCUAAACUGGAUGAAACUAAAACAGAAACGAAGGAGAAGGAAGAGGAGGAGAAAAUGGAACCUUCAGUGAACCACACAGAAGGAGAAGGUUAUCUGCACCUGAGUCAUCAAGGAGAAGACGAGCCAAAGAAAUUCAAACCAAUUCGGAGCUUGAGCUUGAUGGGAAGUGCAUCAAAACCUGUCAAAGAGCAAUCAGCUGAAGAAGCGGACCCCUCCAGGUCCAGCAAGUCUUUUUCAUUCUUAAAGAAAAAAAAGACCAGCCUUCCGAAGGAGUGUAAGGAGCCUGACGAAGAAGAAGACCAUGUUCAGAACGAACCACUGUCUGUUAUGCAGAUAAAUGAACUUAUUAAAAAUGGGCAACUUCUAGAAGCCUUCAAAAACAUCAAGGGUUUAGAAAGGGAGCUUCUGGCUGAAAUAGAUGCCAAGAAAUAUGAAGACAACCCCAAGGGAUGCAUUGUGAAGGCCAAGGACAUCGACUUGCUCUACGACUUGGUUUCUAAGGCCAUCCAGCGCAUCGUGGAGGAAACCCUGGAGCUUCCCAGGGUAGAUGCAAAGGCUUUAAACACUCUUGUGACUCUGAUCGCAGAGGAAGAAAAAGCCCAUGCUGGGGCUACAAGCAUCGCUGCCUCAUCCGAGGCUGUGUCCAACCUUGGGUUAGCCAGGAACUGGAGGCAGCUUUGGGAAGACGCUGUCAAGCGAAGUGUGGAAACCAGGGUCCAAAAAGUGCCUGUGCCACUGAAGGAGGACAACACCUCUUGGCUGUCGAUACACUUAGGAUAUCUCAAAGAAGUCGUAAGAACAGAUUUGUUGACAAUCAAACACUGGGUACACAAAUGCUAUCCACCAGAAUACAGUGUGGGCGAUGCAUACCUGAAGGCUUUCCACAAAGCCCUCUCUUUGCACUUACAAAGCAUCCUGGAAGAAGAUGAGAGCCUGGGAUGCAAUCAAUUCUAUGCAGUACUCAACUGGGUCACUAAUGUAUACCACAGUGAAAAUCUCUUAGGAUGCCCAGACCUUAAACCAGAAAUAAAAACUGAAGCUCUGCCGGAUUUGUUAACUUCAGAAGAUUUAAACAAACUGAAGAGCAACUACGUAACUCUAUUUGAAUGGUUUGAAACCAAGAACUGCUUGGAGAAUAUUUUGAUGCUGGAGACCAAGGAAAAGUGGAAAGGAGAGCCAGAUGAGCGGAAAAACCCAUACGAUUCGUCGCUGUCCUACGAUAUUCAAACGCUCGCCAAACAACACAGAAAGGUAGCCGGCUGCAUUUGCGAAGAAGUGGAAGACGCCGUUCUCAAAGGUAUCGUGAAAGAAGUGACAGAAUUCCUACCACGCUUUGGGAAAGCAUUUCUGGACCAAGCGAAAGAUCACCCCCAGUUUCUGAUGUUCAUGAUGGCCUACCUUAACAGCUUCCAGGACUUGAGGAUGAACUUGCAAGCGACUUUUCACAUCAACUGCGAAGAACUGGAGAAGACCCUGACUAGUCUGAUGCUGAGAUACAGGAAAUGCUUUUUAAAUAAAUUAAAGCUGGAAACACAGCCAAUGUUCAAGAAAAUUCUAAGCCAGGCCUGGGUCGUAAGUGGCAGAACCUUCGACUCAUUCAUCAUUAAAAUAUUGUCCAUCAUUGAGGAGUCUUCGGAACAUCUAAAGCAUCUGCAGGAACCCGUGUGCAAGGAUUUUCUCAACGAGGUUCACAGGGAUGUGGUCAAAGAGUACAUCAUGCAAACUCUCAAGCCAAGAGGCAGAAUGAGGAAAGCGAAACGAGACGAGGUCAGCAAAAUAAUGUCUCAGGAUGCCACAGCUAUUAACAACACAAUGCAGCAUCUGGGUUCAACUUCUGACUGGCUCGCUCCUGCCAUAGAACACAUUGCUAGAAUAAUUGGCGAGGAAGAAAAAGCCAGAAUCAAGGACCACAUUAACUGUUUAUACCAGGAUUAUCCAGACAUCAGAAAGGAGCACAUUGUCGCUGUUCUUGCUCUUCGAGGAUUGAGUCGAAAUAAGAGGCGAGCGAUAGCUGACCACAUGAAGCAGCCGUCAGAAGAGUUGGGAUGCAGGACGCUCUUUGCUGAAAUAGAAGUCCCAAGAACCACCCAGUGCUUUUUUUAAAAUCUGCAGAAAUGAAAUGUGGAGCUAUUCUUGUUUCCAUGUAUUUAUGAACAAACAAGCACUUGAACAGAGUCAGGCCAUUUGUCCAUCUAUCUGUGGCUCUCCACAUCUUGCUCCUUAAUGAUCCUUUUAGCAGGAGAUGCCUGGGAUGAGUCUUAGAAGAUUGUUGUUGUUGUUUAGUCGUUUAGUCGUGUCCGACUCUUUGUGACCCCAUGGACCAGAGCACGCCAGGCACUCCUGUCUUCCAC